UUGAACGGUGCCAAACAAACUUGUGUUCUUUUUUGUUUUUAAGUGGAAGUUCAAAUCUAUAAUGUUCAGCGUAUCUACAUUGUAUAUUCCGAGCAAAAACUAUGUAUAUUUUACCCAGGAAUUAAUUUCAAGCUCCUUUUUGAUAUUUGAUUGAUUUGAGAGUCCAGAAACAAUUUUUUUUUAUAAAUUUGAAAGAGUACCUGAUUCAUUCAUCUUCAGGGACCACGGCCAUACUUCAUAAUGGAUUACAAACUCAUUGUUGUGAUCAUUUCAAUUAUUUUGAGUGCUCUUGAGACUUCUGGAUAUAAAAUUUUGGGCUUAUUUCCUUAUGUUGGUCAAAGUCAUGAUGUAAUGUUCAAGAGUAUAAUGAAGGAGCUAGUUAAAAGGGGACAUGUAGUAGACGUGUUAAGUCAUUAUCCUCGCGAGAAAUCAAUGUACAAUUACACGGAUUUAAGUGUUUUAGGCUCUGUUCCUUUAUUGCCCAACAAUCAAGAGUCCUUUGAAACGCCCGUAAUCAGUAAAUUGGAUAUUUUUAAUGCAUUAGAAAUGUUUUGGUUCCACUCUGCCAUCAAAAAACACGAACGCGUCAUGGAAUCAGCAGUCGCCCAGGAACUGAUAAAAUCCGAAAAAAGGUACGACUUGAUAAUUACAGAGUCGUUCGCAACAGACAUGAUAAUCGGCUUCGUGGACAAAUUCAAGGUGCCAUUCGUCCUCCUGUCUUCAUGCGCGCUGCCCCCUUGGACGAGCGACAUCGUGGCCAACCCCCAGAACCCAGCCUUCGUCCCUGUGUUCACGUCUCGGUUCAGCUCCAGGAUGUCUUUCGCGGAGCGAGUCAUCAACGCGGGCCAACUCUUCCUCAGCCUCGUGUCCUGGUACGGGCUAAUCGUUCCGGCCAAUCAACGGAUUAUACGGGAGCACUUCGGGAACGAUGCCCCGCCUAUUUUGGAUACCCUGAAGAAUGCAAGCCUCGUUUUGAGCAACACCCAUUCGACCAUCCAUGGCGCACGACCACUUGCAGCUAAUGUUAUCGAUGUUGGUGGAGUGCACAUAGAGCCUGCGAAAAAAUUACCUGAGGACAUAGAGAAAUUCAUCGAGGAGUCUCCACAUGGUGUUAUUUAUUUUUGUUUGGGGUCCAUCAUAAGAGCAGCCACCUUACCUGAAGAGAAGAGGAGUGCCUUCGUCCACACAUUUUCAAGAUUAAAGGAGCGUGUUUUAUGGAAGUUUGAGGAUGAAAAUUUACACGUUCCCGAUAACGUCAUGGUCAAGGCAUGGAUCCCUCAGAGGGAUAUCCUAGCUCAUCCAAAAGUCAAGUUGUUCAUUAGCCAUGGUGGUUUGUUUGGGACAUUGGAGGCAGUGAGCGAAGGAAAGCCAAUGCUGAUUAUGCCGAAGGAUAGUGAUCAGCCAAUGAACGCACAAGCUUUGAAAGCUCAAGGAGUGGCCCAAAUUCUUGAAUUAGACGGAAUACGCAACGAAACAAUCCACGAAACCAUCAGAGAAAUGUUAAAACCGAAAUACGCAGAGAGAGCAAAAGAACUCGCCAGAUUAUUCCAUGACCGGCCAAUGUCAGCGGCAGACACAGCAGUUUACUGGAUUGAAUACGUCAUUCGAAACGGAGGAGCCAAACAUUUACGCUCCUCGGCUGUGGAUCUACCGUAUUACCAGUAUCUUUUACUAGACGUGCUCCUUUUCUACUUUUUUUCUGUGAUAACUAGUGUCUAUGUCAUUUAUUCAUCAAUAAAAUGGUUGUGCUGUAGCAAUAAACAAAUUAAUGUCAAUUCAAAGAUGAAAUGGCAAUAA
Bemisia tabaci is the source of this 1797-nucleotide messenger RNA. RefSeq names its product UDP-glycosyltransferase UGT5-like. Lineage: Eukaryota; Metazoa; Arthropoda; Insecta; Hemiptera; Aleyrodidae. The record is from RefSeq and is a predicted model, not a curated record. Gene Ontology annotation, molecular function: UDP-glycosyltransferase activity.